UCUUGGGGAUUUAUUUGCAGUUUAAUUCGCUGGAUCAAUCAAGGUCAAUUAAAUCGCUUUGUCAAUUAAUUAAUUAAAUAAUGUCGCGAAGUCGCUGAAUUAAUUCGCGGACUCGCAGUCUGAUUGGUCAAUUAUUGUGGCGGUUCAGCGGAUUUAUUAUGAUUAGUCAGUCUUUGAAAUUAGACCGCGAACCGCGCAUCAUUUCAGCGAAACCGCGAAAUUAAUCUAUCAAUUAGAGCGAGAACUAAAUUAAUUGGUGAAAUAAAAGUUUAAGUCCCCGACAACACUCUUGUCCGCGUGGGCGAAACCGCGAAUUAAACCGUGAAUAAAAUUGAAAAGUGGUUUAUUGUUGUUUUUGUUUUACUUCUUGUAAGUAUGUAUAUGUAAGUAUAUUUGAUUAGGUAUUAGUUUUACAACUUUCGUCAUCAUUCUACCACAAAGAAAGGUUCGGCGAUUUUGAACAAGGGAAACACAAAUGUUCUUGGUACCCAAACAAUAAAUUUGACCAUUCAAAAAUUCGAUGAACCAGGCGAAGAUGUUGCUUUACUUGUCCACAAACUUUUGUUUUUACUAACUUUGACGUUGACAGACAUUAAAUAGCACUUACCUAUGCUUGUAAAGAAACUUUCGUUUAAAGAUGGAAAGAUAUAUUGAUACCAUAAGUAGUAAAUAAAAUAAAUACAUAAGUAGUAGAUGGUAAUGGUAUACGAGUAUAAUGUUCCUGUUGAAAAUGAACAAGAACAAGCAAUAAGAUACGUUAGCUACGAGACCACCCACCAAAAAUGAAAACCAUGCACUCUCCUGAAAUGUUUUUCAGUUUCAAAUACUGCGCUCUGGAAACGGUUAUUCAAAUUAAAUGGUAUUAAUGAAAUUUCAAAUCAAUCUCUCCCUUUCAUUGCGUCAGUGUUUUUAAUUAUGCCGGCGAAUCUUUACUGCGCCGUCUCUUUAAUCCUCCCGGAGAUAAUUCAAUCCUAUUUUUCCACGAGAUCUCUAGUUUUGUUUGUCAUAGACGAGUUUUAUAAAUAGCGAACGUUGUAACAGAAAUACGAUGAAUUUAGUACACGCGGCAGUUUAUCACCAAUAAUUAUGAAAUGCGGCAACAUAAUUAAGUAUUUUUUAUUUGGCCAUUUAUUUAUAAAUUCGGUGACAUAUUCUUGUAUUACUGACACCAGAAGUGAAUCCUUGAAAAUAUCCAGUGAUCAUAGUUGGUAUUUACCGACCAUAUUCAAUAAAACAAAUACACAGGGAUGCGGCUGUGAUACAAACGAAGUAGUGUGUAUAAGAAAAUGCUGUGAUGUAAAUUAUGUAGAAAUAAAUAAAACAUGCUCGUUUAAUAGCACCCUAACGAUGGAUUUGCCGAUUUUCGAACACCAAAAUGUAAAGCUCGAAGGUGAGGAUUUGCCCAGAAUACAUUUCAUUUCCGGUAUUAAUCAGUGUAUCAUGGACGAUGAUAUGUUUUACGAAGCCCUUCGUGAUGAAUUUUAUAUACAAGACGAUGGACGAAUAUGGUUACCGGCAAUGAAUACAUAUUUUGGCCAAGAACACUAUUGCUUGGAUUAUAAUAAUGAAAACAUUGUUGCAACAAUUUGCAUUUUGGAUUUUGAUAUCCAAGGUUUACUUAUCUCGGAACGCUUAACUGUUGUAGGGAUGAUCAUAUCUUUACCGUUUCUAUUUAUAACAUUCGUUGUAUACGCAUUGUUGCCUGUGAGAAAUCAACAUGGACGAUGUUUGAUGUGCUAUGUUUUCGCCCUUUUUCAAACCCAACUUUUAAAUGUGAUAACGACUUUACAUCCUCAUCCAGACAACUACAGUGCUUACGUAUGUAGAACGAUUGGUGAGUAUGCCAUAAAAUAUGGACUAGAAAAUUGUUCUUAUAGAGUUGGAUCAAGUCUAUCAAAUGUGUUAAUUUUAACAUUUUCAGCUAUGCUUUGCCUAUUCUUCACACUCGCCUCUGCUUUAUGGGCAAAUGUAAUGUCGAUCGACAUUUAUUUAACAUUUAGUGGUUCUCGUGGGUUCCAGGGAAGUAAACGGAGAACUGAAAAGAGACGUUUUACGGUGUACAGUAUUUACGCCUGGGGUGUGCCGAUGUUAUUUGUAAUCUUGGUAAUGGUUCUUAGCUCGUUGGUAAAACCUAACAAGUGGUACAAUCCUGGUAUUGCUGAUCAGGAAUGCUGGUUGAACGAUGGAAUACCUUCGUUGCUGUAUCUCUAUCUACCAAUAUCUACAAUAGCUAUUGCCAAUAUAUCACUAUUUACUAUAACAUCAAGCAAAAUACGAAAAUCACAAAAAGAGACCGCGGUACUUAGGAAGGGAAUUAAUUCACGAAGUGAUGACAACAAAAUAAGAUUUUCGGUAUAUUUGAAGCUGUUCGCAGUGAUGGGUAUUAACUGGACGAUGGACAUAAUCGCAUGGGCGGUAGAUUGGCAAGUGGAUCGCAUACCGCAUGCCAUUUGGUACGUUACUGAAUUCUGUAAUGCGGCAUUCGGCUUGGUUAUCUUUUUAAUAUUUGUUUGCAAAAAGAACAUUUGGAAUCUGCUGAAAAGGAGGUAUUACAUGAUUAUGGGGCUGCCUAACACAACAAUUCCAACAUUAGAAAUUAUGUUACCCAACGGAUGCGAACCAAAGAGCUGACAUACAUAUGUUUAGUCCAUCAAUGAACUUUAUUGGUUAGUCGUUUGAGUUAGUGAAUUGAAAAGUAUUAUUGUUUUGGUCAAAAUGUGAAACGAUAUGGUCUGUGAUAUUUGAAAAGAAAAUGUGCGUUGAUAAAGAGAGUACCCACAUAUAUCUUCCCGUUGUCAUGAUGCAGCUACAUUCACCAGGAAGCAAACUACAUUGCGUAUUUCAUUGAAGUCAUUCAAUAGUCUUGCAGAGACUAUACCUAUAUUUGAAUGCGAUUUAAACACAAUUCGCAUUAACAGCUCAUCAACCAUGAAUAUUCCGUUAGAAUAAUUUUUCUUCAUCAGGUUUCCAUCUUUUGGGAGAUUUGAACUGUAACUGGUGUUCGCAAGUACUUUUAUUGUUAUACCUACAUUGUUGCAUGCAGCUGCAAUAUUUUAAUGAUUAUAGGUUUAAGUAGAUAAAUUUCUAAUAAGUAAUAUUUACCUAUGUUCAAUAUUAAAUUUAAAUGUAGGUAUCAAUUACGACAACUAAAGGAUUGUAAUGCUAAAUAACUAAGUAAGCUCCAACGUGUAAUAAUCUAAACAUACGAGUAAACAAAAUUAUUCAAUCA
Molecule: messenger RNA, 3229 nt
Organism: Photinus pyralis (common eastern firefly)
Lineage: Eukaryota; Metazoa; Arthropoda; Insecta; Coleoptera; Lampyridae
Product: G-protein coupled receptor Mth2-like
Exons: 6
Coding region: 1087-2631 (514 amino acids)
Biological process (GO): cell surface receptor signaling pathway; G protein-coupled receptor signaling pathway
Cellular component (GO): membrane
Molecular function (GO): G protein-coupled receptor activity
Source: RefSeq, a predicted model, not a curated record